CGGAGUAGUAGCUGGAUACUUAACCGUUUAUAAUGUUUGCUUCUUGGUAUUCAGAUGGCUGUGUAUUACUGUACCGAAGAUGAAAAUGCGAGUUUCAUGAGUCUGUCGGAGACUGGCGCACUUGAAGAAACUGGAGUUUUUCCACAGAAUAUUUGCAACAACCUUGACUCCUUCCUUGAGGCAGUGAGAGAACACUACGAUAUGCUGAAUGAACUUGCAAAUUACUUUAAAUAUUUACGUCAGGCCGCCCAAGACGAUUCCUCGCUUGAACUGAUGGCAUCAUUCCAAGAAUAUAUUUAUGACUGUAUGUGCACCAUGAAAAAAACAUUGCGUGCAAAGCAACGUGAUCCUGUAAAUACUGUUCCAAGUGGAAACUUGUCUGAAUUAUUUGUACAAUAUCAGAAUGGUUCAAGAUGUGAGCGUCAAAAUACACAGUAUAUCUCUGUAUUAGAUGGUAACCGAAUUGCAACAUACCUUGAAACAAUGUACAACAGAUUGAGCACAAAAUGACAGUGCUUUCAAAAACGACGCAAUACAAAUUCUCUUUAUCCUUUUGAGCGAAGUCUCUAUAAUCCAGUCAUAUCAUUUUUUCACGGCAUUUCUAUUUUUAUUUUUUAUAUAAUGAAAUUUUUACAUUGUUAAG
This is a messenger RNA of Mercenaria mercenaria, 643 nucleotides long. RefSeq lists its product as uncharacterized. Lineage: Eukaryota; Metazoa; Mollusca; Bivalvia; Venerida; Veneridae. The transcript has 2 exons. The record is from RefSeq and is a predicted model, not a curated record. The coding region runs from base 55 to 510 and encodes 151 amino acids.